CCAUCGUAUCUUUCGGAGAUUUUAACGUUGUUUUCUUUUGAUGUCACAAACUUCUUUUUUUCUUCAAAUAAGACUAACAGCAUUGCUAUCGAAAUUAUACACCAACAAACAGCAUAGCACCUAAAGUUUCUCUUCUUACCAAAACAAAAAUAAAACUCCCACAACCACCGAAAAAAAGGCAUCAUCGUAUGGAUUUUGCAAAUUCUUCAUUGUUCACACUAGAUUUUUCUCAUGAAAAAGAUCUUGAUUUCUCUAGUUUGGUCACUUCUUCAAGGCUUAUAUCAUUCCAAGAACCUAAUCCGAUCAUUCAUUGUGCUGGGAUUCAAAAAGAUGGAAGACAAAAGGUCUGUGAGACGACCAUAACAAGUGAAAUCAGGAAAGGGGUCGAUGAGCCGAAGAACAAGAGAGCUAAACAUAAAGACAUUGAGAGACAAAGAAGGCAAGAAGCCGCGUCUCUUUACAAGAGUCUAAGAUAUUUAUUGCCAUCUCAAUACAUCAAGGGUAAACGUUCUUCCUCAGAUCACGUCGAAGAAGCUGCGAAUUACAUCAAAGACUUACAGAAGAAGAUCAAAGUGAUCAGUGAGAAAAGAGACCGAAUCAAGAGAACUAUUACUCAUCGUUCUUCAACAAGCAAAUGUUCUACAAGAUCAUUAGCAUCAUCCCCAUCGUCAACUUGUUCUUGUAUUGGAGACACACACAUGGCUGUUGUGGUUAGCCCCUGUUUGAUCGGAUUAGAGAUCGUAGUAAGUUGUUGUUACAGACACGAAUCUUUUCUUUCAAGUGUUCUUCAACUUCUGGCUCAAGAGCAAUGUCUUAAUGUUGUUAGUUGCAUCUCAACUAGACAGCCACAAAGAAUCAUACACACCAUUAUUUCUGAGGUGGAGGAUGGAGUAGAGGUUUAUUUUCCAGAGAUUCACGAAAAGAUAAUGAAGAUGGGAAGAAGUUCAUAUGGUAAACGUUCUUCAUCAGAUCACGUUGAAGAAGCAGUGAAAUACAUCAAAGACUUACAAAAGAAGAUCAAAGAGGUUGGCGGGGAGGGAAUAGAGGUUUAUUUCUCAGAGCUUCAAGAAAAUAUAAUCAAGAUGGGAACAUCAUGGUAA
Messenger RNA from Camelina sativa (false flax), 1100 nucleotides. Its product is annotated as transcription factor bHLH55-like. Gene Ontology annotation, biological process: regulation of transcription by RNA polymerase II. The record is from RefSeq and is a predicted model, not a curated record. Gene Ontology annotation, cellular component: RNA polymerase II transcription regulator complex. NCBI's taxonomy places the organism in Eukaryota, Viridiplantae, Streptophyta, Magnoliopsida, Brassicales, Brassicaceae. Gene Ontology annotation, molecular function: RNA polymerase II transcription regulatory region sequence-specific DNA binding; protein dimerization activity; DNA-binding transcription factor activity, RNA polymerase II-specific.